Molecule: messenger RNA, 1473 nt
Organism: Peronospora matthiolae
Lineage: Eukaryota; Oomycota; Peronosporomycetes; Peronosporales; Peronosporaceae
Source: the annotation of a GenBank genome assembly
AUGUCGUCCACCAGCAACGCCUCCAUUGACAAGUUCAACGGAGACAAUUACGCAACGUGGAGCCGGUACAUGCGCGGUGUGUUUUUGACGAAGUCCGUCUGGCACGUCGUCAACCGUGAAGUGACUCCGACUUUCACCGACCCGCGAGCGUCCGAUGACUACGUCAAGGCAAGCAACGUCGCGUUUGGUAUGAUGCUGCUGCACAUGAACGCGGACUACCAUCAUGUGCUGGACAACUGCGAGGAAGCCUGGGUUGCGUGGACAAGUCUGAAGACGCUGUACGGUGGGUCGCAGAAGGCAGGACGCAUCUACCUCAAGCGACAACUUUUCAGUAUCAAGAUGGCUGAAGGCGCGAACGUCAUGCAUCACUGCAACGAGGUCCUCAACAUCUCCGCCAAGCUUAGCGGCAUCGGUGCGAAGAUGGAAGACGAAGACGUUGCAAUUUGUCUGCUACUCAGUCUUCCGAAGAGCUACGAAAAUGUGGUGCUCAACAUGGAAAUGAGCAGCACCGAGCUUCGCACUCAAGAUGUGGUGAGAGUCCUGACGAAUGAGCAUGCCAAGCGUCAAGGAGAAAAAGGGACAACGACAGCGACUACGGUGAAGGCUGAAGAUGCAAGCAAGGCAUUCAGCGCCGAGCGUGAGCCCUACCAAUGCACGUAUUGUGGCAAGGUGGGACACACGGUGGAUCGUUGCUGGACAAAGCAGAAGAACGAAGGUCGGGGAGCCCGACGCGGCGGCAAUGGUCGUGGACGCGGGGCUAACAAUGUCCAGUGGGGACAUCAUGAUGAAGGCAAUGGCUACGAUCGAGUGGCGUUUGCAGUCUCGUUCGAAUGUGGAGUUUCGACGAGCAAGGACGUGUCUGGAAUGUGGGCCGUCGACAGUGGUGCAACGCACCACAUUUGCCACGACAAGACCAAGUUCGCAAGUUUGGCAGAGCGCAAUGAGGGCGAACUCUUGGUGGCUGAUGGCAACAAGGUGGCCAUCAAGGGUGUGGGAACCAUCAUGGAAAAGGUGGUUCUGCCCAACGGUGAAGAGCGUGAGAUCGAAAUCAAGAACGCGCUAUAUGUUCCAAGUAUGAGCAAGAACCUGCUCUCGGUACCACAGAUUAACAGCCAUGGCAAGUUUCAAGUCGUGUUUGACGGGUCCAAGAUGUAUGUGGCUCUCAAGAACUCACAGCAAGUGGUGGCGACAGCGGAUCUCGUGGAUGGACUCUACUGGCUUCGGACAACUCAACGAUCAGCGAAUGUGACAACAAGUGGAACCAGUUGUGCCGAUCUACAUGCGAGAAUGGGUCAUGCUCCAGUCGAUGUACUUCGCAAGAUGAUCGCGACCAACAUGAUCAAGGAUGUGCGAGUCCUUCUUGUUGAAAAGACAGCGGCUGUGAAGAAGACACCUCGUCAAGCUGCGUCAAGUGUUGAAGCAAGUGGAAGACCAAGCUUCGCUAUACCGGUGGGUACUGGUAUGUACCAGUAA